Torulaspora globosa is the source of this 1974-nucleotide messenger RNA. It is a transcript of the gene CQD1, whose product is annotated as Cqd1p. The transcript has 2 exons. Gene Ontology annotation, cellular component: mitochondrion. Lineage: Eukaryota; Fungi; Ascomycota; Saccharomycetes; Saccharomycetales; Saccharomycetaceae. The coding region runs from base 1 to 1974 and encodes 657 amino acids. The record is from RefSeq and is a predicted model, not a curated record.
AUGGUGCUGAGAUUUGCAUGUAAUGGUGCUUGGAGAAUCUUCCGAUCGAGUAGUAGUCCGGUUUGGCGAGGAACUGUUAGAAAUCUUAUAGUACCCGCUACGGGUGUACUUUCGCUUGCCUACCAUCAAAAUGCUCGAUAUCGACUACUGAAUGAGACUCUUAAACCGGAUCCCAGCGGUGAUACAUUCGAAAUGGGCCUGUAUAUAUCCUCCCAAAGAGAAAUUCAAGAAAAGAUCCUGCAGACACGAGCAAAGAGACUCAAGCGAUGCCGUAAUGUGAUGACGUUAUGUGCGAGAAAGCUUCUUUACUUUCUGAAGGACAAUGUUAUGGAACGGAUCUUCACCGUACUGCGGUUUCUAGAGAUUUCUGUGAUUUUUGUUCCUGUCUUUCUAGCGUACCCAAUAUCAUUCCUGGGAAAGCAUCGCUUGAUUCAGGAAGAUGAGACAACCGCCGAAACGAGCGGCUCGUUGCUGUGGUACACCAUAUUGCGCAAGGCGUUGGAAUGGGCAGGUCCCAGCUUUAUCAAACUCGGUCAGUGGGCGGGAUCUCGCACCGACAUGUUUCCUCGUGGCUUUUGCAACGAAUUGGGUAAGCUACACAGCAAUGCACGGGCGCAUUCGCUAGCAUACACUAAAGAGAAGAUCUGUCAGAGUUUAAACGAUCAAUAUGAAUUUGACGAAAUUUUUGAAGAAUUUAACGACAAACCUUUAGGUGUCGGCGCCAUCGCACAAGUCUACGUUGGGAAGCUCUCUGAGAGCUUUCUUGCUUCUCAGAAAAUCACCGAAUUUGACAGGGAUAACACCAAAAGCAGAUGGUGUGCGGUGAAGAUUAUACAUCCGAAUGCUGGCCGACAAGUUAACAGGGAUUUGAAGAUAAUGUCAUUUUUUGCCAACUUCAUCAAUAGAAUACCGACAAUGGAAUGGCUUUCAUUACCCUGCGAAGUGGAGAGUUUUAGCAUUAUGAUGCGAUUACAACUGGAUUUGCGGAUAGAAUGUCUGAAUUUGGAGAGGUUUAAUGAGAAUUUCAAGGACUCCAUUCAAAUUAAAUUUCCUGAAGGUUUACGUCAAUUAUCGACAAGGGACGUUCUUUUUGAGCAGUACAUACAUGGCUUUCCCAUGGAGAAGUUCUUGAGCAUCAAAGACCGCCUCCAUAACGUGGAGCUUUGCCAGCAGGUCAGCAAUCCCUUCAUUGAUGCGUUCCUGCAAAUGCUAAUUCUAGAUGACUUUGUUCAUGCCGAUUUGCAUCCGGGCAAUGUGAUGCUACGGUUUGUUAAGCUGAACAAGUACGGGACAAAGAUCGUCUCCAGCGAGGCAGAGGCCUUUCAAGUCGUGCACAGUCUCAAAAAGAAGAUGCGCGAGAAGGAUCCCACACUCAUCGAUGAGUUCAGAAAAGUGCUAGAGGAGUACACCCCGCAAAUCUGCUUCAUUGACGUCGGUCUCAUAACGGAACUUAACAAGAAAAAUCGUACUAACUUUAUCGCGCUAUUCAAUGCAUUGGCCCGGUUUGAUGGCUACCAAGCCGGUGAGUUAAUGAUCGAAAGAUCAAGAACCCCCGAGACUGCAAUAAACAAAGAGGCCUUCGCAUUGAAAGUACAAAAACUAGUUAACAACGUCAAAAAACGUACUUUUACCUUAGGUACCAUUUCCAUUGGGGAGCUGCUGGACCAGAUGCUUUCCAUGGUCCGCUCCCACCACGUCAGAAUGGAGGGCGAUUUUGUCUCCGUUGUUGUGGCGAUUUUGCUUCUAGAAGGCAUUGGAAGACAGCUCGAUCCCGAUCUAGAUCUCUUUGCAAGCUCUUUACCCAUACUGGGAGAAUUCGGUAUGCAGCGUGAAAACUUGAAACUACUGAACAGCGCCGAUGUGCUGUCAAUGCUCAAAGUCUGGAUAGGAUUAGAGAUCCGCUACUUGAUAAGCAGUUCGGCCAAGAACAUCGUCGAAUUGAUCAAGACUGAUCAACUAUGUCCAAAUUAUUAG